AAAAAAUAAACUCUAGUUAGACCAAUUAAUAAUGUUUAUUCCCUCAACUUUGAAGAUUAUAGUGGGAACAUGGAUCUGUUUGGAGAGAUAGAUGACAUUUCUUCUGAGAGCGAUGAGGACCAGCCAACACCUAUCCCAAGACAGCCUGUUGGCGCACGUGCCGCCCCUCGGAACCAGCACGUGGAACGGCGUAUUUCUGAAACCAGAAUGAAGAUAGAGGUCCCCAGCAUCAAGUCUGACCUGGGGGAUGAAUUGCAUUUUGUGAAGCUGCCCAAAUUUCUCAGGAUAGAAUCCAAACCUUUUGAUCCUCAGCUUUAUGAAGAUGAAUUUGAAGAUGAGAAAGUGCUUUGUGAUGAAGACAAAACUAGGUUAAAAUUAAAGAUGGAAAACACCAUACGCUGGAGAGUAUCCCAGAAUGAAGAAGGCUACAAAAUUAGAGAAAGCAAUGCUCGCAUGGUGAAGUGGUCAGACGGAAGCAUGUCCCUGCAUGUAGGCAGUGAAGUGUUCGAUGUCUACAGAGUCCCAUUGCAGGACAGGCACCACCACCUGUUUAUACGGGAAGACACUGGCCUCCGCGGACAGGCGGUUUUCAAAUCCAGACUUACCUUUAGGCCUCACUUCACAGACAGUGCCACCUAUAAAAAGAUGACUCUUUCAUUUGGGAAUGCAAAUUCAAAGACACAGAUUAGAAUCUUGCCGAUGUCUGGUCCUGACCCUGAGUGGCCACGCACGGAUUUAAUCAAGGGGGCAGUAUACUGGGGACACCCCAGCAGAGGGAUGAUGGUCAAGGAUGGCAGCAACAGUGCUGGAUCUGUGCGACCUGAGGAACAAGCCUUGUCUUCCUCAGAUUGCAGUCAUGAGGAAUAUGAAGACGAUACAGCCAGAGGAUUACUCAAAGCCAGGAAACUCACGAGCGACAGAGGAGAUAAACCCUCCAGAAAGAGGCCAAGGGAUGCAGAGGAAGACUGAAGUGUUAAACAUGCACCUGUGUCUAGCAUAUUCAAGUUGUUAGCUUUGUUUGUGCUGGGCUUGGGUCUAAGGCAUGGUGUGCUGCACAUGCGCCCUACUACUUAGGGGCACCCUAGCCCUCAGACCCAUUAAAGACAGAAUGAUUGUUUUGACCUACAUGAUCCAAUGAGAUGGGCCACAUGGAAACCCCUAAAUUCCAUCCUCUUCUAUUGUGUGU
This is a messenger RNA of Acomys russatus (golden spiny mouse), 1186 nucleotides long. Its product is annotated as RNA polymerase-associated protein LEO1-like. The transcript has 9 exons. Gene Ontology annotation, molecular function: RNA polymerase II C-terminal domain phosphoserine binding. Gene Ontology annotation, cellular component: Cdc73/Paf1 complex; nucleus. The coding region runs from base 70 to 969 and encodes 299 amino acids. Lineage: Eukaryota; Metazoa; Chordata; Mammalia; Rodentia; Muridae. Gene Ontology annotation, biological process: transcription elongation by RNA polymerase II; positive regulation of transcription elongation by RNA polymerase II. The record is from RefSeq and is a predicted model, not a curated record.